AUGGAGUUAGAUCUGGCCAGGGAUGUUAAGAACAAGUCUCUACAGAAUCUUCCAUUUUCUGUGGACAACAAAUGGAGAUUACUUGUACUAAUGUGUGGAUUCUUUGGAAGUGGAUUUGCAGCCCCUUUUGUUAUAGUCAGACACCAGCUUCUUAAGAAAUGA
Messenger RNA from Chaetura pelagica (chimney swift), 162 nucleotides. RefSeq names its product cytochrome c oxidase subunit 7C, mitochondrial. Gene Ontology annotation, biological process: mitochondrial electron transport, cytochrome c to oxygen. NCBI's taxonomy places the organism in Eukaryota, Metazoa, Chordata, Aves, Apodiformes, Apodidae. Bases 1 to 162 code for a protein of 53 amino acids. The transcript is spliced from 2 exons. The record is from RefSeq and is a predicted model, not a curated record.